Messenger RNA from Python bivittatus (Burmese python), 2807 nucleotides. RefSeq names its product aladin WD repeat nucleoporin (gene AAAS). Gene Ontology annotation, biological process: nucleocytoplasmic transport. Gene Ontology annotation, cellular component: nuclear pore. The record is from RefSeq and is a predicted model, not a curated record. Gene Ontology annotation, molecular function: protein binding. Lineage: Eukaryota; Metazoa; Chordata; Lepidosauria; Squamata; Pythonidae.
CCGUCGUUGUUCCCUGAACUGUACCCGCGAAACGCCGAAGUUGGCUGAAGCGCCUUCCCUCCCGUCGUCCCCGACCCGCCUUCGUUCCGGACGAAAGCGGACUUGGGCGCGAGCUCCGCCAGAGAUCCGCGGCCGCAUUAGUCUGAAACACUGGUAAUGGCCUGAAUAUACAGCAGGAGUAAAUGCCGGAAUCCAUGCGCUCAAGCCCUCGUUUCAGAAUCUAGGAGGGCCACUGCAUCAAGCAAGAAUCCGUCUAAGCCAGUGCUCUGUGUCCUGCAGCGGUCAGCCAGAUGCCUUCCGGAAGCCCACCAGCAGGGCAUGAGGGCCAUCCAUCUGUCCCUCUGUCACCUACCCCCAGCAACAGAAAGAUGUGUUCCCUAGCACUCUUCCCACCUCCACCUCCUCCAGGAGACGUCACCCUUUAUGAAUUCAACAAUGCCCUGGUUUCUGGCCGUAGCUAUGAGAAGCUUCCACUUACUUUCCAAGGUCAGAUGGAAGAUCUGCCCACCCUCACUAUCCCCAAAGAAAAUCUGAAAGCUUUCAGUCGACUGGAAUACAGCACCAAGCCUGCCUUCAUUCAUCAUCGUGAGUCUCUGUGGAAGAGGUGCAUCAGAGCCUGGCGUGACAUUGGAGUGGCUGGUGUGCUUGAAGAGCUUGCAAACGCAGAAGAGGAACAGGACUUGGACCAGGGAAUGAAUGAGCAGUCUUGGGUGGAAUCAUCAAAGGAGCUAGUUUUGCAAUGGAUGAAAUCUGGAUCUCGAUGUGCAUUAGCACUCUGCUGUUGGAUAUCCUCCCUCCAUGGCUCCUUCUUUCCCCAUUUGUCGCUGCCAAGUGAAGACAUCAUAGCAAAAUUCUCCCAGGCUGUGGAUUGGGCAGGCUGCUCAAUCCGAGCUUUUGCCUGGCAUCCUCACACCAACAAAUUUGCAGUGGCCCUUCUGGAUGACUCCAUCCGUGUUUACAAUACAAACAGUACUACAAUCCCAAUCCUGAAGCAUCGCUUGCAAAGGAACGUGGCUUUGAUGGCCUGGAAGCCACUGUGUGCAUCUAUCCUUGCUGUGGCAUGCCAUAGCUGUGUGCUGGUUUGGCAUCUGGAUCCCACUUCGCUUUCUACCAGGCCUUCAUCUGGCUGUGCUCAGGUGCUCAGCCAUCCUGGCCACAGUCCCAUCACCAGCCUGGCCUGGGCUCCCAGUGGAGGAUUGCUCCUGUCAGCCUCACCUGUUGAUACAGCCAUGCUUGUAUGGGAUGUUUCCACAGAAAACUGUAUCCAGUUGCAGUGGUUUGGAGGAGGUGGGGUCACGUACCUGGCUUGGUCACCUGAUGGCAGCAAAGUGCUGGCUGCGACACCUUCGGCAGUCUUCAGAGUGUGGGAGGUUCAAAUGUGGACUUACGAGAAAUGGCCAACUAUCAAAGGUCCUUGUCGGACUGGUUGCUGGAGCCCAGAUGGCAGUCGUUUGCUGUUCACUGUCCAGGGGGAAUCUGUGAUCUAUUCCUUAUCUUUCUUGGAAUAUAGUGGAGAGCAGCAAAGGCAGGUCGGUGGGUCUAAAACAGCUUCCAUUGUGGCGGAUCUGUCAGAGACCACCUUCGAGACUCUCUACGGGGAAGAGAGGAUUGGAGGGGAAGUGCAGUCCAUGGUUUGGGAUCCGAGCGGGGAGAGGCUUGCGGUGGUCCUUCAAGGAAAUUCGGAUGCCUCCAACUUCAAGACUACCAUUGCAGUGUUUCGGACCCGCAAUAACCCUGUGUUUGAACUCCUGCCCUGUGGUUUCCUACAGGGUGAAGAUGGUGCUCAGCCACAGCUGGUCACUUUUCAUCCUUGCUUUAAGAAGGGGGCCCUUCUGACAGUGUGCUGGUCAACCGGAAGGAUCAGCCACAUUCCUUUCUUCUUUGUGACUGCGCAGUUUCCCUCGUUGAGUCCUGGGCAGAGUCCUCUCGUGCCCGUGGGCAGCUGGAGCCACACCCGGGAGCAGCCGCUGUUUUCGGAACUCUGAAGGGUCAACCCACAAAGGAAUUUGCUCUGAAGAGCUUCGAUUUCUCUGUCUCCCUCAGCCUGGGGAGACCUGGGACUGAUUUUAGAUUUGAUUUUGUACCCGUGGCUUUCUUCCAUGAGCUGGGCGUGGAUUAUAUGGUCUGCAGGUAGAGACUGGGCCUGAAGAAUGCCUGCCUGCUUUCCUGAAAUGGACAAUGUUGUAGUUGUAUUUAGGGCAGAUAAUAAACAAAAAGCACAUCAGUUCAACAUCCCAUUCCUGCCUGCUAUUCUUUUCUCUGCUAGUAAAAUAAUCCUUUCUACAAGCUCAUUUUGUGUAAUUGAGAGAUUCACCGUCAUUUUGCCGAGCAUGUUUUUUGUUUGCUGCCUGCCAUGGGCUUUUCCCAAGACUUUGUGUUGCUCUGAGGAUUUCUGAAUUUCAUUUCCUGGAGGUAAGAGCAAAGGACUAACAACUUGGUGUCCUGGAAAUAUUUUGAACUGUGACUCUCUCAAACUCUUGCCAUUCAUCAUGAUGGUUCAAUUGAUUGGAGCGGUGGUUAAAAUCGGGUGGACGCCAGGUCGUCCACCACUGUUUGGCUGGGGACCUCAUUGCAGUCGUGUGUUUAUUCAGUUUUGGCUUGGCCAGUUGCAUGAACCCAUGCACUGUGGUUUGUAAACCAUAGUUUACGACUUGGGAUCAUGUGUCUUCCUGCGGGUUAACACAAGAUGUAAACCAGAUGAGUAAAAUUAGCUAUUGGCUUAGUGCAAUGAGUGAACAGGCAUUUUAAUGAAUCAAAGCAGAGGAAGAUAGUCAUCACAGAGCUUGAACCUGGUCAGUCCCAUUGAA